Messenger RNA from Rhodamnia argentea, 1578 nucleotides. RefSeq names its product putative dihydroflavonol 4-reductase. The record is from RefSeq and is a predicted model, not a curated record. The transcript is spliced from 5 exons. Lineage: Eukaryota; Viridiplantae; Streptophyta; Magnoliopsida; Myrtales; Myrtaceae. The coding region runs from base 39 to 1055 and encodes 338 amino acids.
CGCUAGGAGCAUUGACUUCAAGUUUGCGGGAGUGAAGAAUGAAGAUCCUGUUGACCGGCGCGACCGGAUUCCUCGGCGGGAAGCUGUGCGACGCUCUCUUGACCGACGGCCACUCCGUGCGCGCCCUCGUGCGUCCCACCAGCGACCUCUCCUCCCUCCCUCCCCCCGCCACACACGGCGGCGCCCUCGACCUCGCGUAUGGCGACGUCACCGACUACCGCUCCGUCCUCGACGCCGCCUCCGGCUGCCACGUCAUCUUCCACGCAGCCGCCCUUGUCGAGCCUUGGCUUCCCGAUCCUUCCAAGUUCAUGUCGGUCAACGUCGGAGGCUUGAAGAAUGUAUUGCAAGCGGCGAGAGAGACGAGGUCCGUCGAGAAGAUCGUCUACACGUCGUCGUUCUUCGCGCUUGGACCGACUGACGGACACGUCGCCGAUGAGAGUCAAGUCCAUCACGAGAAGUUCUUCUGCACGGAGUACGAGAAAUCGAAGCUCGUCGCGGAUAAAAUCGCCCGGCAAGCGGCGUCUGAGGGGUUGCCAAUAGUGAUACUUUAUCCGGGAGUCAUUUAUGGCCCCGGCAAGCUCACGGCCGGCAAUGUCGUCGCACAAUUGUUGAUUGAACGCUUCAGUGGGAGGCUCCCUGGUUACGUGGGCUAUGGUAGUGAUAAGUAUUCUUUCAGUCAUGUUGAAGAUGUCGUACAAGGGCACGUUGCAGCAAUGCACCGAGGUCGGCCUGGUGAAAGAUAUCUACUCACAGGAGAAAAUGCUUCGUUCAUGCAUGUUUUUGACCUGGCUGCCAUUAUAACUGGAACAAAGAGGCCGAGUUUUAAUAUCCCAUUAUGGAUGGUUAACAUGUAUGGAUGGGUGUUAGUUUUCUACUCCAGGAUUACAGGAAAGCUUCCACUAAUUAGCCCUCCGACUGUUCAAGUGUUGAGACAUCAAUGGGCAUAUUCUUGCAACAAGGCCAAAGUUGAGCUUGAUUAUAAGCCCAGAAACCUGAGAGAAGGGCUUGAAGAGAUGCUUCCUUGGUUAAAGAGCCUGAGUUUAAUAAAAUACUGAAAAACGGGGGACUUCCAUGUGAAGAACAACAAAGUUGCUUGCCAUUGUUUUGGCUGAUAGAGAUGGCAAACACUCGAAGGCUUCUUGUGCAGCCUUCCUGAAAGGCUGAAUCUCUGCUGUAAUCUUUGCCUCUUAGAUAAUUAAUAGCGCAUAUUGAACAUGCACAUACAAUUGAAGAGGUUAAGAGGCGUACUGGACAUUCUGGUCCACGUCUUUGCAAGAAAGAGAUGGGUCGUGAAUAGUGAAACUCAGUCUUAGAAAAUCCAUCAUGUCCUGGUUGACAGCCACUGGGAUUGAGGUGGGAAAAGAUGGUUCAGUGGCAUGUUAUUCUUGUGAUCUCGUAACUGAGCCAGUGGAGUUCAUGCUUCAUGCCGAGGAUGCGUAUUUUCCAGCAGCAAGAAGAUGUUUUCCAUAUCAUGUAAGGCUAUCUUUUAGUAUUCUGAUAAUAUGAGACAAUCUUGGACUCUAAGUCGACGUAAAGAAUGCUUGUUUUGUUGGAAGCAAUGAACUUAAUAUGAGAUAA